AUGUCUGGUAAGACGAAGAUGCAGUACGUGCGCCUUGGUAACUCGGGCCUCAAGGUCUCUCGUAUCAUCCUGGGCACCAUGUCGUAUGGUGACCCCAGCUGGGAUAAGUGGCUCAUCGGCGAGGAAGAGGCGAUCAAGCACAUCAAGUUUGCCUACGACUGGGGUGUCACUACCUUCGACACGUCUGAUACCUAUUCCAACGGUCUCUCUGAGAUCAUACUUGGUAAUGCCGUCAAGAAGCUAAACCUCCCCCGUGAGGAGCUCGUCAUCAUGACCAAAAUCUAUUUCCCGGUCGCUUCCGACUAUGGUACCCAUACCUACUUCCAUAACCCCCAUGAUCUCGGUAUCAUCAACCAACUUGGUCUCAGCCGCAAGCACAUCUUUGACGGGGUCAAGGCUAGCCUCAAGCGCUUGCAAAUGGACUACAUUGAUGUCCUUCAAUGUCACCGCUUCGACACCGAGACUCCCAUCUCGGAGACGAUGCGUGCUUUAGACGACCUCGUCAAGGCUGGGCUGGUGCGGUACAUCGGCAUGAGCUCCUGCUGGGCCUAUCAGUUUCAUCAGAUGCAGAACUACGCCAUCACGCACAACCUCACGCCUUUCAUCUCGAUGCAGAACAACUACUCCCUUCUCUAUCGCGAAGAGGAGCGCGAGAUGAUGCCCACCUUGGAACUGUUCGGGGUUGGCUGCAUCCCCUGGUCGCCUCUCGCGCGCGGUAUUCUUUGCCGCCCUGCUGAGGCCUCGACUACUCGCGGCAGCUCUGACCCGGCGGUCGCCAUGUACCAAGUUCCAUCUGCUAUAGAGAUUGUCAACCGCGUGGAGGAGAUCUCAAGGAAGAAAGGUGUGAGCAUGGCCCAAGUUGCGAUUGCCUGGGUAUUGUCCAAGCCGGGGGUGGUCGCACCCGUCAUCGGAGCGACGAAGAUUCCCAACCUUGAGGACACCUUGGAUGGAAUUGAUGUGACCCUUACUGAGGAGGAGAUCACGUACCUUGAGGAGCCGUACAAGCCGAUGCCUACGAAGUACAUCUCCCACGACUGAAACCAUCGUUCUUCAAGGGGAAAGCCAGUAGUCCUCCAGUCCUCCGACUGGCCAGCUAUAGUCUCCCCCCUACCCCAUUUGUUUCAUGGUGCUCUCUAGAUAGUCAUCCCGUUCGAU
Molecule: messenger RNA, 1155 nt
Organism: Dichomitus squalens LYAD-421 SS1
Lineage: Eukaryota; Fungi; Basidiomycota; Agaricomycetes; Polyporales; Polyporaceae
Product: Aldo/keto reductase
Exons: 13
Coding region: 1-1038 (345 amino acids)
Source: RefSeq, a predicted model, not a curated record